Molecule: messenger RNA, 4550 nt
Organism: Sus scrofa (pig)
Lineage: Eukaryota; Metazoa; Chordata; Mammalia; Artiodactyla; Suidae
Gene: FAF2
Product: Fas associated factor family member 2
Biological process (GO): ERAD pathway
Cellular component (GO): endoplasmic reticulum
Molecular function (GO): ubiquitin binding
Source: RefSeq, a predicted model, not a curated record
CGUAGAGGCGGCGGCAAAAUGGCGGCGCCUGAGGAGCGGGAUCUAACCCAGGAGCAGACCGAGAAGCUGCUGCAGUUUCAGCACUGCCUCUCCAGCCCUAGGUAUUGAUUUGUUUUCAACUACAGAUGGACUUUUUAAACAGAAGGGAAGAAGAAUCCCCCAAAGUAGGAAUGAACAAGGAGGACCGUUCUCUCACUUCCAUACCCACAGGAUCUGACUGGCAUAGAAUCUAUGGAUCAGUGUCGCCAUACCUUGGAACAGCAUAACUGGAACAUAGAGGCUGCUGUACAAGAUAGACUGAAUGAGCAAGAGGGUGUACCAAGUGUUUUCAACCCACCACCAUCCCGACCCCUGCAGGUUAAUACAGCUGACCACAGGAUCUACAGCUAUGUUGUCUCAAGACCACAGCCAAGGGGGCUGCUUGGAUGGGGUUAUUACUUGAUAAUGCUUCCAUUCCGGUUUACCUAUUAUACAAUACUUGAUAUAUUUAGGUUUGCUCUUCGUUUUAUACGACCUGACCCUCGCAGCCGGGUCACUGACCCUGUUGGGGACAUUGUUUCAUUUAUGCACUCUUUUGAAGAGAAAUAUGGGAGGGCACACCCUGUCUUCUACCAGGGAACGUACAGCCAGGCACUUAAUGAUGCCAAACGGGAACUCCGCUUUCUUUUGGUUUAUCUUCAUGGAGAUGAUCACCAGGACUCUGAUGAGUUCUGUCGCAACACACUAUGUGCACCUGAAGUUAUUUCACUAAUAAACACGAGAAUGCUCUUCUGGGCAUGCUCCACAAACAAACCUGAGGGAUACAGGGUCUCACAGGCUUUACGAGAAAACACCUAUCCAUUCCUGGCCAUGAUUAUGCUGAAGGAUCGGAGGAUGACUGUGGUAGGACGGCUAGAAGGCCUUAUCCAGCCUGAUGACCUCAUUAACCAGCUGACAUUUAUCAUGGAUGCAAACCAGACUUACCUAGUGUCAGAACGUCUAGAAAGGGAAGAACGGAACCAGACCCAGGUGCUGAGACAGCAACAGGAUGAGGCAUACUUGGCAUCUCUCAGGGCUGACCAGGAGAAAGAGAGAAAGAAGCGGGAGGAGCGAGAGCGAAAACGGCGGAAGGAGGAAGAGGUACAGCAGCAGAAGUUGGCAGAGGAGAGGCGGCGGCGGAAUUUACAAGAGGAGAAGGAAAGGAAGUUGGAGUGCCUGCCCCCGGAGCCUUCCCCUGAUGACCCUGAGAGUGUCAAAAUAAUUUUCAAACUACCCAAUGAUUCUCGAGUAGAGAGACGAUUCCACUUUUCACAGUCUCUAACAGUAAUCCACGACUUCUUAUUCUCUUUGAAAGAAAGCCCUGAAAAGUUUCAGAUUGAAGCCAAUUUUCCCCGGAGGGUGCUGCCCUGCAUUCCUUCAGAGGAGUGGCCCAACCCCCCCACACUGCAGGAGGCCGGACUCAGCCACACAGAAGUUCUCUUUGUUCAGGACCUAACAGAUGAAUGACACUUUUUUUCCUCUCCUCCUCUCCCACCCCAAUCCCUAAAAGAAAUGGAAAACAAAAAAAAAAAAAAAAAGAGAAAUUCAUAUUAUUAUUAUUAUAAUACAAUAUUUUUUUUAAAAGACUGCUGCAUCCUAAGGAAGGAUCAAAAACCAUGCUGCCUGCAAGAGUCACCACCUGUGUGUGUGCAUGAGGUUAGCAAUGAACGUUCCUGCUGGCAAGCCCACCCUUCCCUACUGCCUCUGCACCACGCACCUUCCAACGAAAGGAGACUCUUCACCUCCAACCCAGCCAUGUCUCAACUGGGGAAGGGGACAUUCCCACUAGUUCUCAUUCAUUCUUGCUUUUAUGGAAUAUAAAAGUGAAACAAACCUCCAUCAACCAGCUACUGCAGCAUCUCCCGAAGACUUGCUUCUCCCACCUCUGGAGAAGAGAGGGAAGAGAAGGCACAGAGCAGAGAUGUUCCUUUUACUUCCAACAGCUUAUGAAUAACUUUUAAAUUUUUUUCUGUUGCUCUGUAAUGACCAAAGGAAUGAGGCUGACAUAGGUGUAUUUUUUUUCCCUUAACAUUAUUUGAUAAAGAGCCAAUUCUUAAACCCAUGAGUUCAUGCCCUGGGCUCCUCCCCACCAGAGUGUAAUAAAGGUGCCCUGGGCUGGUUUGUGCUUAUUUAUGCAAUUGUUCCUCUCAUGUUCCCAGAGAGGUGGUUCUUUUUGGUCCAACUCUUUCUGUCCUUUCUUUCCAUCUAUGCACCCCACUUGAAGCAGUGGGAGGAAAUCUGGGUUUGUACCCCUGCAAAACCUGUAUGUACAGAUACACCCAUAUAUGUGGUGUGAAGUCCAUGUAGACUCACCUGUACACACAACUGCAGCUUUUCUUUGGAAUCUGUACCAGGUGAUCAUUAUGGGGUCUGAUCCAAGGGUUAGCAGCUCUUCCUCUUCUGACACAUGAAUGCUGUUCCUGCCCAGCCCUGAGCUUUCCUGAAUCGCCAAGCCUGGUGCCUUUCCAGAGGACUAGCAGGGCCUGUAGUGGAACCACUAGAACCACGUAAGAGUGCCCUGCCUCAUUGGGAGUGUGGUGGUGGUGUAUUUUAAGGACAAAGAAACUGAGGCCUUGAAGGGAGCCAAGACAGAACUCAGCCUCUUUAAACUGUUGAAGGGCACACUGCAGUUUUUGAUGUUGCCACCUGCUGGAGGCAGUUUUUAUCCUCUCUAUUGCUAUGUUGAAGUAAUAGGGGUUUUAACCUCCGAAUGUCUGUGGUUGACUUUAUGGUAAUGGGUACAUGGGUCAGGCCAUGUAUCAACAGAUGCCAGCGUGAGCUGGCAAGUAUUCCAAAGUGUUGUGUAGCUAGACUGGUGCAGACUCAUAAUACUGCAACCUACUGAAAUUAGUGCAGUUCCCUAGGAUGCUAUGAGGCCAGGGGUUCAUAUCAAGAUAAAGUAUAACUUGUUAGAUUUGCAGUCUCCAAAGGCUUUCUCUUGCUUAGCUAAAACCUAAGGACCAUUCAUUGAGGUAGCGGUGAUGUGGCUACUAUAUUCUUUGGCCUUCCGUGGUGGGGUAAAGACCAAGGGGCAGGUUGAAGAGCCUCAUGGAUAUCACCCGGGGAGCCUGAGAAUGUCUCAGUGGCCUUGGCACAGGCGUCUACAGCACCAUCUCCAGGAAAAUUUUGAUUCUGCUCCUGGCUGCUUAUUACUCUUCCACUGUUUCCUGAUGUCACAGGCCAGCCCAGAUGAGUGGGAAAUAAGUGACUGUUGUCACAUCCGGAGUGAAUACCAGGAUAAACCAUGUUCUCCAAUCCACCUUGUGUGAAGCCUGCUUCCUGCUGACAACCAUGCAGAGAGGAAUUCUUAAUUGAAAGCCUCCCUCCGUGUCUGGAAUUCAUAGCUGUUUCCCUGGCAGUACACCGGGGGUAUUAAAGACCUUCGCUAGGCUGAGUGUACUGAGUAUCUUGCCCACAUCUCUGCGAAGUUGUAAAUUUUUUUUCUGAAAUAAUUCCACAUUCAUCUUAUUCUACAAUGUGCACUUUAUGCCUCCUGCCUUUUGAUAACUUGUCCAGUAAAGGAGAUGAGCCGCCAGAAUGUUUAGAAAAAGUCUGUUCAUGUCAGUACAGCUCUUGGGAUGGCCUGUCCAUUUACUUAAGGUUUCAAGAGGCACCACAUGAAGCUCAUGCUCCUUCUAGUCCAUGUUGAAACAGCCCUGCUUUAUUCAGACCCAGUUCCUGUCUCCUUGCAGACCUAGAGCUGCUGCUUAGGUGCCAUCUCCUUUCCUCCCCGAUAGAUGCACAUUUUGUCAAUGCCAGUACAAUCUGUAUGUUACUCCCAAGGACCUCUGGGAACUUGAUGGGACCUGCAAGUGAGAAAAUAUUGAGAAGCCCAUGAUCUGUAAGCAUUUGCUCUUGUUUCCAAAUCACCACCGGGUUAUUUCAGCUGUUUCCAAAUGGCAGGUCAUCAGCUAAACAAAAACACUUGUUUUCAAUUUUGUCCUGCACUCCCAAGACUGAAGUAGAUUUGGCUGAAUUUCCAUAGGAAAUGACCAAGAAAAGACAUCCAAUUGGAGUCAGUUGAAUUUCCUCAGCCUCAGUGGGGCCACUUCUGGUCUUUUCCACUUCUGCAGAAUUUCCUGCAGCAAAUACUUGUUUCUCCUUGUUUGCCUCCACUAUGAUGUUUGGAUAAGAGAUGGCCAGUGGAGAAUAUUUAUCUCUUAAAAAAAAAAAACUAAAAAGAACCUAGAAUCUUCAACAGAGCAGUCAUUAUGAAAAUUGCUAAUGGUGCCAAGGCCAAGGAAAAGGUUACAGAAAAUGACUGUGGGAAGGAGUGAUAACCCCCAGAAUGCAAAAUCAGGCGAGUAUUAUCUGGUGCUUGAACAAGGAGCUCCACUUUACAACUGGCUUUUUUUAGGACUUUUGAGGGACGCAGCAACAGAAUAUCCAUCCAUAAAGGAUGCAGUGCCCCAGCUUGUACUGCACCUGAAUAGUUAUGUGAUAAUUUACUGAAGAAAUCUAGUGUACUUUAAAUUUUUUUCAUAAAAGUUUACAUUGUAUUGUAGGUUAACAUUAAAUGUUUUAUAACAAAA